AUGGCAAAGCUCACUGAUGACGCCGACUACGAUGCCGGCGAAACGUUUGAGAAUGUAUCAAGUCCAUUGUCAGAUGCUGGGCAUCAUGACAACUACUAUGGCAGACUACUUCGGACUAGACGAAACUUCGGUAUGGAUUCAUCGGAGUUGCGCAACCGUGAGCGAGAGCCUCCUCAUCCAAUCCGACAGCCUUUACUUUCGGCCUCCUGUGAUGCCAAUUUACGAUUCCCUUUCAUCCAACUUUUCUGUCUAACCGACCUUUCUUUAGAAAUGAAAAGUCCUGUCACAAUUACCUCCAGUUCCCCUCGGAUAGAAUAG
Molecule: messenger RNA, 318 nt
Organism: Protopolystoma xenopodis
Lineage: Eukaryota; Metazoa; Platyhelminthes; Monogenea; Polystomatidea; Polystomatidae
Source: the annotation of a GenBank genome assembly